GCAGUUUGAAGAGUUAAUAACAACAACAAGAAACAACAAACACCAAAGGGAGUUAAGUGCCGGAAACUGGGUCUGGCUCAGAGGUGGAGCUGGAAAGUGACCAGACCCCAUCCGCCGGUACCAGUACUGGGACCUUGAAGCCAACUUGAUCAAUCCGCAGAAGUGCCUGGGUCCCCAGCAGCCUCAGAAAUGAGUGAACUGUACAGCAAAGCCGAGACCAUCUUGCUCCGGAAAAAAUACCUCGGGCCAUCCUGUAAAGUUUUCUUCGCCAAAGACCCCCUCAAGAUAGUUCGGGCCAAGGGCCAAUACAUGUUUGAUGAAAAUGGGGAACAAUACCUGGACUGCGUCAAUAAUGUUGCGCAUGUGGGACACAGCCACCCAGAAGUGAUCAAGGCUGCCGUGGAACAGAUGGAGCUGCUAAAUACAAAUUCCCGAUUCCUCCAUGACAGCAUUGUCGAGUAUGCCAAACGCCUUUCCGAAACUCUGCCAGAGAAACUCUCUGUUUGCUAUUUUGCUAAUUCAGGAUCCGAAGCCAAUGAUCUUGCCUUACGCCUAGCCCGGCAAUACAGAGAUCACCAAGAUGUGAUCACACUUGACCAUGCCUACCAUGGUCAUGUUUCUUCUUUGAUUGAAAUCAGUCCAUAUAAAUUCCGAAAAGGCAAAGACAUCAAAAAAGAAUUUGUACAUGUAGCACCAGCUCCAGAUACCUACCGAGGAAAAUAUCUGGAGGACCAUCCAGAUCCAGCUGGUGCUUAUGCAGACGAAGUGAAGAAAAUUAUCGAAGAAGCCCAGAAAAAUGGGCGUAAGAUUGCUGCUUUUAUUGCUGAAUCCAUGCAGAGCUGUGGAGGCCAAGUCAUUCCACCAGCAGGCUACUUCCAGAAAGUGGCAGAAUAUGUCCGCAAAGCAGGGGGUGUGUUCAUAGCUGAUGAAGUUCAAGUUGGUUUUGGUAGAAUUGGGAAACAUUUUUGGAGCUUCCAGAUGUGUGGUGAAGACUUCGUACCAGACAUUGUUACCAUGGGUAAACCGAUGGGCAAUGGACACCCGCUGUCUUGUGUUGUGACAACCCAGGAAAUUGCAGAAGCCUUCAGUGCUUCUGGAAUGGAGUAUUUUAACACGUAUGGAGGAAAUCCAGUGUCCUGUGCUAUUGGCUUGGCUGUCCUGGAUGUAAUUGAAAAGGAAGAUCUUCAAGAAAAUGCCACACAAGUUGGAAAUUACCUAAUUGAGUUACUGAACAAGCAAAAAGCAAAACAUCCAUUGAUAGGGGAUAUCAGGGGCAUUGGCUUUUUUAUUGGAAUUGACUUAGUGAAGGACCAACAGAAAAGGACCCCCGCCACAGCUGAGGCACAACAUGUCAUCUAUAAGAUGAAAGAACAGAGAAUACUUCUCAGUGCUGAUGGUCCCUAUAGGAAUGUUCUUAAAAUAAAACCCCCAAUGUGCUUCACAAAGGAAGAUGCUAAGCUGAUGGUGGAACAACUGGAUAUAACUCUAACAGUUUUAGAAGAAGCCACAGGAACCAGGACUGAAAGGCUUAAUGAGGUAAGCUCAAACAAUGCCAGCGACAGCACCAGUCAGGCCGGUGAAAACAUCAGUAAAAAGAGAAACGGACUGUACACGGAAAAACACACAGUGCCUGGGAAAAGGAUCAGGACGUGAGACUCGUGGAUGCAGACAAACGGAACAGCUGGCCUUAAAAAGAAAGAGCAGAAAUGCCCAGCAGUUUUCUUGGCAUUUCCUGCUGUUAUUAGCCUCUGCACUUAAUGGUGGCACGUAGAGUGGUUGUUUUUUGUUUGGAUUUGUAAAUAACCUGAUCAAUAAGUAAUAUGCAAAAACCAACUGCUAAUCAAAACACCUGGCCUAGGAAGUCCUUACCUUCGUGAAUCUGAGUGCUUAAUUUAUGCUGCUGUAUGUGAAAUUAAAAUAUGUAAAUCCAA
Messenger RNA from Vombatus ursinus (common wombat), 1931 nucleotides. RefSeq names its product ethanolamine-phosphate phospho-lyase (gene ETNPPL). The record is from RefSeq and is a predicted model, not a curated record. Bases 190 to 1653 code for a protein of 487 amino acids. The transcript has 13 exons. Gene Ontology annotation, molecular function: transaminase activity; pyridoxal phosphate binding; ethanolamine-phosphate phospho-lyase activity. Gene Ontology annotation, cellular component: mitochondrion. NCBI's taxonomy places the organism in Eukaryota, Metazoa, Chordata, Mammalia, Diprotodontia, Vombatidae.